UCUUCCGCUACUCUUAGUCAUACAUACCUAAUUAUACAUAGCCAAUCUAGUCAUAAGCUUAUACACUCAUACACCCAUCCUUAACAUACCAAUAUUAUCGAGAAACUUAUCGACUAAUCGACUCGCCACUCUGCAGAGAGCACGGCAGUCAGUCGCUGUUGAACCAAGCUAAAGGACAGAUCAAAAUAAAAGAGUCACGUGAAAUUGUAUUAGAAUAUUAACUUCUGUAAACGGCGGCUAAAAUCUCAGAAGUGGGAUUAAUAAUCCAAAAUGGACGAUAAAAUCAUCCUGAACGACUUUUCGCUGACAACCCUAAAAGAUUGGCUACGUAUUCUGGGCCAAAAUACGGAGGGCACAAAAACCGAAUUAAUCGCGAGGCUGCAAGACAUCCCAACGGCAGUUCGGGGCGAUUGUCCACCGGAGCACCCCCAGAAAAACGCUCCACCAGGAAACGACAUUUUUUCUUCACUGGAUUUCCAGAAUUGUGAAAUUAACACCGAUCACGUAAGUGUGAAUGCAAUGAACAGAAAAGAAUCAACCGAAACUGGCAGUGAGAGGGAGACAAACAUGUUCGAGCUACAGCAACUACGCGCAGAGCUAGCAGAAGCGAAGGCAAUGCUUAACGGAACACGAUCGAGCUCGCAGUUCCAAGAACAACAACAACCAGAGCAAAGCAAGGCUACAGUUAGUUCCGUUAUCCAGACGGCGCAGUUUACGCAGGCUGGCGCCACAAAAGAGAACACAACAUUUCACUCGCCGCAGCGAUCCAACGAGAGAGCGGAGAGCCAGCGUUUUCCAGUUGAUGCUCUCGCUCUCGCCAAAGAGACGAUAACCGAUUACGAUGGGAAAACUUGCGCGCGUGCCUGGAUAACAGUGGUCAAAAAUAUCGCACGCACUUUCAACAUCGAUGACAACCAUUUACGCAUCUUACUCAUCACUAAACUUAAAGGAAACGCGCAAGUCUGGUUACAUGCGCACCCUGCUCGAUUGAUCGAACCAAUUGACAAUUUGCUUGAUCAACUGUCAUUGACUUUUGGCGAGCAAUCAUCCAAGGCUGAGAUCCGGCGAAAAUUCGAGAGUCGCAAGUGGAAAACCGAGGAGAAUUUCUGCAGUUAUUACGACGAGAAGAUGGCUCUCUCAAACGGGAUAAACAUCGACGACGACGAACUACUGGAUCAGAUGAUAGAGGGCAUACCGCUGCAAAAUUUCCGUACCCAAGCACGGAUUCAAUGCUUCUCUACUCCGUCGGAGAUGCUACGCGCAUUUUCGAACAUCCGUUUGCCAGCUCGGAGGGAGCCACCUGUACAGCCAACCGACUACAAAGAUGCCAUACGAUGCGCAAACUGUAAUUCAAGAGGACACAAAGCUGACAUCUGCAAGAAGCCCAAACGUGAACCAGGUUCGUGCUACUCCUGUGGACAACUUGGACACCUGGUGGCACAAUGUCCCACAAGGAAGAGCGUUUCAACUAAUAAUUAUAAUGCCUCAUAGACUCUGGCAGUCCUAUAUCUAUCAUUAAAAAGUCACUUAUUAACGAGACAAUGAAGUUAGCCCUAGUUAAUACUUGCUAUUUUGGUUUAAACAACUGUAUUCUCAAAACACAUGGACAAACCACAUGUUAUGUAUUGAAAGGAUCAAUAAAAAUAUAUUUUCGUUUAAUCAUUGUUUGCGACCAGUCUAUGAGGUAUAAUGUUAUUCUCGGCAGAGAUUUUUUAACUGCAUGCAAUUUAAAUUUAGACCCCUACACCUUGGGAAUGAUUGCGUUGAGAAAACCCAUGGAAAUAAACAAAAGAUCAAUGUUUACUGAAAAUGAAAUUGUUA
This is a messenger RNA of Drosophila teissieri, 1821 nucleotides long. RefSeq lists its product as uncharacterized. Gene Ontology annotation, molecular function: nucleic acid binding; zinc ion binding. The record is from RefSeq and is a predicted model, not a curated record. Bases 271 to 1491 code for a protein of 406 amino acids. NCBI's taxonomy places the organism in Eukaryota, Metazoa, Arthropoda, Insecta, Diptera, Drosophilidae. The transcript is spliced from 2 exons.